AGUUGCUGUUCAACAUGGCUGUAUCUGCUGGGUCUCUUCCAGUUCCACUUUCACCUCUCUUCAUUUUCCUUCUCCUCCUCACUCUCAACUCAGGUGGGAAUGUGAAGAUGGGCAACGGACAGGUGAAAGAAAACGAGAGGAAGUGGUGUGUGGCGAGGCCUUCAGCAAGUGAAGCGGAGCUGGAAGCAGAUAUUACGUAUGCAUGCAGUCACGUGAGGGAUUCGUGCAGGCUGAUUCAGGAAGGCGGAGCCUGCUUCUUCCCUAACACACUCAUCAACCAUGCCUCCGUUGUUAUGAAUCAGUACUAUGCUGACAUGGGAAGGAACUCUUGGAACUGUGACUUCUCUGCCUCUGCUCUUCUUGUUCUCUCUAACCCAAGUUAUGGUGGUUGCUCUUAUGCCUAGUGGAACUAAUAAAUGACUCGUGGCGAUAAAGAUCUGGGUUUUGAUAUAGCUAGUACUAAAGUAUGUUUAAAGUUGGAUACAGGCAUCAGUAUGUGUAAUCUAAUGAAUUUACAGUAAUAAAGUUGACAUCUUCGUGAAAA
Neltuma alba is the source of this 544-nucleotide messenger RNA. Its product is annotated as glucan endo-1,3-beta-D-glucosidase-like. The record is from RefSeq and is a predicted model, not a curated record. Bases 15 to 404 code for a protein of 129 amino acids. NCBI's taxonomy places the organism in Eukaryota, Viridiplantae, Streptophyta, Magnoliopsida, Fabales, Fabaceae. The transcript is spliced from 4 exons.